CAGUGGUGUGCUGUGUCCCUUGGACACAGAGGAUCAACGGGAAGAGCCAAAGAUCUCUGUGUCCAAUCACAGCUGAUCGCUGAUCAUCAGGGCACUGAUGAUCAGUGUGCCCUGAUGAUCUGUGUAGACCCAGAAGUGCCACCUGUCAGUGUCCAUCAGUGCCAGCUGUCAGUGCUCAUUCAUGCCACCUGCCAGUGCCCAUCAGUGCCACAUCAAUGCCACACAUCAGUGCCUACCAGUGCACAUCAGUGCUUACCAGUGCACAUCAAUGCCACAUAUCAGUGCUCAUCUGAGCUGCCUUUCAGUGUCACCUAUCAGUGCCAGUCAGUGCCGCCUAGCAGUGCCAGUCAGUGCUACCUAUCAGUGCUGCCAAUCAGU
Staurois parvus is the source of this 378-nucleotide messenger RNA. Lineage: Eukaryota; Metazoa; Chordata; Amphibia; Anura; Ranidae. The record is from the annotation of a GenBank genome assembly.